UUGGUGUAGUGGUCUUAGUAGAGGUAAUGAGAGCAACAUUAUCGUAUGCUCUUUGAAUUCAAAGUUUAUAAAUAUAACCAAACUGGUAUUAAUGGACUGUAUAAAUGUCAAUUCUCGGAUUUAUUAUUGAGGAACUUCUUUGUCUACUAAUUGUUGACAGGUGAAGUUUGAUGGAACAGAAAGCUUAUCGAUGAUCAGGGGCGACCAUGAAGUAUCAAGUGAUCACCCGGAACAGGUCGAUGGUGAACCUACAGGAAGUGGAACACCAGGUGGCCAUCUUGGAUGCCAAGCAGGACUUGGAGAGGAUGCAACAAGCGGUACGAGAAUGGCGAAAUAAGAAAGAGGUUGACCCAGACUGCGUCCAGGACUCGGGGAGCGACAGUAGAGUAAUAGAAUCAUACACAAAUAGUAAUCAAAACGAAGUUAUCAACAAAAAUACACUGUCGAAUAAUAUAUCGUGGGCAAAGGGGAAUGAAUUCCGUCCUCUUAUGGUACCAGCAUUAAUCAAUCAGCCCAUUCGGAAAUGCUUCUCGGAGUUUCAGUUAUGUGGUGACAGAGAGGUCACAGGCGGAACUGGGGUCAGCGUUGGCGAUAUCUUUCAGGAGGCUUCUUUGCUUCUUAGAAAGGGGUCAUCGAAUAGCGAUGCUGCGGCCAACAUGAUGCGAUAUUUGAAACCCUUGGGAGCAGAAUCUAAACACUACACCACCCCGAACCAAUCGGCCAAAAAUUCACCCCGAGAUAAUCUGAUGUGGCAGCAAAUUCAGGAAGAAAUAGCUGACCAAGGAGAUGGAAGGCAGGUCUUACAGGAAGUGCCAGAAGUCGCACAGGGGACGAGGUCACCGCAUGCUUCGAAAAGCAGUAUGGGAGGGGACACUCGGAAGCAGAGACGCGAACAGCAGGAUGCCGACGAGGACCUUGAUCAGAUAAGCUCCAUGCCGUAUUGUCAUGGAAGAUGUGGUAUAGUAGAGGUCCUCCCUACCAUCAUGGAGAAAACAUCUCCCACAGCAAGCUCUUCUCAAAGGUCAUUCGUUUCUUCGUCAAGGUCAGACGAAAUUCUCCAGCCAAAAAAUGCACUUAUUAAAGUAAAGAAGGGAGCAAAUACAUCCGCUCUGGCGAAAUGCUCAUUAUGUGAACGAUUCGGGUCAAAUAGUCAGAUAAUAUUUUCAAUAGACAAUGUCAAAUAUACAUUUUCUAAAAGUGGACAAAAAAGACUUGAGCCUUAUACAGGCAGGAAUGGCACUAAGGACAGAACAACGGCCAAUACUAACGACAACAAAACGGAACCCACUCACCAAGAAAAGUCGAAUAACAUGAACUCUAGUGCUGGGCCGUAUACACGAUAUGAAAAUCAGAAUGUCCAUCUCCCUCCUAUCAACCCCCGCUCGGACAGCUCGUGUUCACCCCAUCAGGAGAAUCCCAUGAAACCGAAACAUCCGUCCAGAGUUUCCCUUCCUCCAUUAACGCCACAAACAUUUCCUUCGGAUCGCAAGUUGCGCCUGUCUGACGUUUGCCGUGCAGACAACAAGAAGCUUCCCCCGAUACCGGGUCAUGUUGUGUUAAAACGGAAAAAGAAGGUGCACAUUCAAAAAGCAGAAAUGCCAAGAACACCCGCGAGUUUGUUAAAUGGUUGUAAACUUCCGCCAUUGAAACUACCGGAAGUAUGUGGCCGCGGCAAACCCAGCAGACGACAGAAAUACCAAGGCUACCAGUCUCCCUUCUGCGAAAGUAUCAGAAACAACAGUCGAUGCGAGGAAAUAGAGGGGCCUACUGAAACAUACGAGGUCGGCAAAAUAGCAACCGAGAAAAAUCGCGCGGUUGAAAUCAAAGACGAUCCUACCGAGGAAGCCAUACAUCUGUUUGUGAAGGUACCUACUAUGGAAGCUACAGUUAUAGACACACCGAGAACGCCAAGAAAACGGAGGGGCUCGAAAGGAUCUAAAACUAGAAAAAAUUGAAAGUAAUUGUGAACUGGUUUCAUAAAACACCUCAAUGAAUUAUUCAAAAUAGUUACACUGCUAAAUUUGUCAAUACUUAUCGAAAGAAAAAUCAAGAAGAAGUUCUUAAUGUCAUCAUAUUAGGAAAUGAAUUAGGAAAUGUUUGAAAAGUCAUUAUUAUGUAAAUUUAUAUACACUAAAUAAUAAUAAUACACAAAGAG
This is a messenger RNA of Pecten maximus, 2155 nucleotides long. RefSeq lists its product as uncharacterized. NCBI's taxonomy places the organism in Eukaryota, Metazoa, Mollusca, Bivalvia, Pectinida, Pectinidae. The transcript is spliced from 2 exons. The record is from RefSeq and is a predicted model, not a curated record. Bases 207 to 1955 code for a protein of 582 amino acids.